Molecule: messenger RNA, 7251 nt
Organism: Sphenostylis stenocarpa
Lineage: Eukaryota; Viridiplantae; Streptophyta; Magnoliopsida; Fabales; Fabaceae
Source: the annotation of a GenBank genome assembly
AUGGAGUGCCUCUAUGGUUUUGCAUCUUCUGUUACGAGAGAUUUAGUGUGUGGAGCAUUAAAUCAAUUACGUUAUCCUUGCUGUUUUAACAAUUUCAUAAGAAAACUUGAGAAAGAAGAGGACGAUUUGAUUGUAACUAGAGAUGGUGUCAAAAAGUUUGUUGAACAUGCCAAGAGACAAACGAGAAAGACUAGUGAACUUGUUGAUACGUGGUUGGAAAAUGCUAACAGUGACGUUGACAAUGUGAAUCAACUGCUGAAAGAGGCAAGAACAAAAAAGAUUUGUUGCCUUGGGCACUGUCCAAAUUGGAUUUGGCGAUACCGUGUGGGAAAAAAGUUAGCAAAUAAAACUGUGGACCUUGAAAAGUUCAUUGAAGAGGGUAGAAAAUAUGUACCAUUGGACCGCAUUGCUACACUUCCUUCAGGCAUCCUUGAUAUUCUCUCCGAAAAAUGCAUGAAUUUUGAGAGUAGACAAUCUGCAUAUGAGCAACUACUGGAAGCAGUGAAAAGUGAUGAUGUUGCCAUGAUUGGGUUGUAUGGGAUGGGGGGUUGUGGUAAAACCACAUUAGCAAUGGAAGUUAGGAAGUUAGCAGAAGCAGAACAUCUUUUUUACAAAGUUCUUUUUGUGCCUGUGUCUAGUACAGUGGAUGUUCGAAGGAUCCAAGAAAAGAUUGCAAGUUCAAUGCAGUAUACAUUUCCAGAAAAUGAAGAAAUGGAGAGAGCCCAACGAUUGUGCUUGAGAUUAACCCAAGAAAAGAAUAUUCUUCUGAUUUUAGAUGAUGUGUGGGAGAAGCUUGACUUUGGCCGCAUUGGGAUUCCCUCCUCUGAACACCAUGAAGGUUGCAAGAUUCUCAUUACCACUAGAUCAGAAGAAGUUUGUACUUCAAUGGAUUGUCAAAGAAAGAUUUACUUGCCAAUUUUAACGGAUGUAGAAGCAUGGACUCUUUUUCAAAAUAAAGCACUUAUAUCUGAAGAUACCCCUAAUACCAUAAAGCAUUUGGCAAGAUUAAUUUCUGAUGAGUGUAAAGGGUUGCCUGUUGCCAUUGCAGCGGUUGCUUGUAGUUUGAAAGGAAAAGCUGAAUCAAUAUGGAGUGUUGCAUUGAAUAAAUUGAGAAGUUCUAAGCCAAUAAAUAUUGAAAGAGGUUUGACUGAUCCUUACAAGUGCUUGCAAUUGAGCUAUGAUAAUUUGGAUACUAAAGAAGCUAAAUCACUUUUCCUGUUAUGUUCUGUAUUCCCUGAAGAUUCUGAAAUACCACUUGAACUUUUAACCAGAUGUGCAAUAGGCUUAGGUGUAGUUGGCGAAACUCACUCAUAUGAAGAGGCAAGGAUUGAAGUGAUUGCAGCUAAAAUUAAGCUCGUAAGUUCUUGUUUAUUGUUGGAUCAUAACAAUGAUGAUGAUGAAGAAUGUGUCAAAGUGCAUGACAUAGUUCGUGAUGUAGCCCACUUGAUAGCAAAGAGUGAGAAUAAGGUCAUAAAGUGCGAAAUAGAAAAAGAUGUGACUUUGGACCAAAAUCCAGUAACAUAUCUAUGGUGUGAGAAAUUUCCAAAUGAUUUGGACUGUUCCAAUCUUGAGUUUUUAUGCAUACUGAAGUUGGAAGAUUUAGAUAGAAUUUUCGAAAGAAUGGGAAUGGUCAGAGUUUUGAUUCUUGUCAAUCAAAAGAAGGAAAAACUACCAUUAUCAACCAUGUCUUUCAAAACAUUAACAAAUCUCCGUUGUCUAAUCCUUUUCAAUUGUGAAUUGAGCGAUUUCUCAUUUGUAAGAGAUAUGAAGAAACUUCAAAGUCUUUCGUUGAAUUGUUGUUCGUUGCCUUCAUUCCUUGAAUUACAAACCGAUGUUGCAGUUACACAACUAACAACAUUAAAAUUGCUAGAGUUGAAUAAAUGUGAUAUUAAAGGGAAGAAUUUUGAAGUGAUCAAAAGAACUCCACUACUAGAAGAGUUGUACAUUGUUGAUAUUGAAGGAGAAUGGGAAGUUGACAGCGAAGACACUAUUGAAUUCUUUGACACAUUUAGUGUCCCUCAAACACUGCAAAGGUAUGGAAUUGUAUUAGGAUCCGAUAAUUUUUAUGAAUAUGAUGAAGAAGAAUUUUGUUCUCAUCAGAGAACCUUAUUGCUAAACUUUUUUCAGAUAUCAAAUGAGGUAAUUAAGGGUUUGGCAAAAAAAGCAAAGGAUCUAUUUCUAGCAAAUAUUCAGGGAAGUGUAAAAAAUAUCGUUCCUGAUAUAUUUGAAAUUGAAGGAGGAGGUAUGAACGAGGUGAAUAAGCUAGAGAUACGCAGUUCUGAAAAGAUAGAGUGUUUGAUUGACACUAGUAAUCAUUUGAGUGAGGUGACAACCCCUUUCUCCAAGUUGAAUACGCUGAGAAUUGGUAAGAUGAAACAUCUAAGAGCUUUAUGGCAAGGUUUUCUACCUGUCAAUGGGCCAUUUGAGAACUUAGAAAAGCUAUAUUUAAGUGAUUGUCCAGGGUUCACAUCUCUCUUCACAUACUCUGUUGCUCGAAGUUUAGUUCAAUUGAAAACAUUAAAAAUAUCAAGAUGUGAUGGACUGAAGCAUAUAUUAGCAGUUGAUGACAAAACGGAGAAAAGGCAUGAUGAAUUUACAAGUGGGAAUCUUGUACAAAUCGUAAUCUUCCAGAAUCUUGAAGAAGUAGAGGUAAGAGAAUGUACACAAUUAAAACAUAUAUUCUCAGCCAGCAUUGUAGGAGGCUUAACUCAAUUGAAAGUGCUCAAGAUAGAAAAAUGUGACAUGCUAGAUCAAAUAAUUGGAGAUAUUGUUCCAUCAGCAGACCAGGAUGGAAAAGAACUUGAUGAAAUAAUUGAGGAAGGUAAGCAUCCACCUUUGUAUAAUCCCCAUCUUGAGUCUAAUCAAUUGGAUGUUUUCCCAGAAAGCACUUCAAUUCCAUCAACAACAGUUGUGAAGCAUAGCUCAGGAACUCUAUCCAGCCUUGCAACCCUUAGGAUAAUACAUUGUCCUAAGUUGGGCUCAAUAUUCACAGCAUCUACAACUAAGAUCGUCAUUUCUUUGGAAGAAUUGUUCAUAGAAGACUGCCAUAGUUUGGAGCAUAUAGUAGCUCAUGAAAGAGUAAGAAAAAAUCAGAAGGAAAACAUUGCUGAGGUUGAUCAUGACUUUCAAAGUGAUAUUUCAAUCUUCCAAAGUUUGAAAAAGCUACAUAUUAGUAGAUGUGAAUUAUUGCAACGUAUACUCCCUGUCUCUUUUGUUGGAGGUAUGACGAAUUUGAAUGAUAUAAGAAAUAAAGAGGCUGUUGAUUUGAAUGAUUUUUCAAGUCCAAAUAAUUUUGAAGACAAUUCUUGUCACCAACAACAAAAUAAUACUCCGAUUGAGCUUCCAGCCUUAGAAGUUCUCGUACUAGAUGAUAACCUGGAUAGUAUCAUUCUAGACAGUAAUCAUGUGAGAUGUCCAUCUUUGAGAACACUAUCAUUUGGUAUUGGGAGAUAUGUUGGGUUUUUCACUACAAAGUGUUCAACAGAUGCUUCGAAUGCUACACUCGGGGAUUAUAUUGCAAUCAAGAUAUCAAACUCGGAUUCUAUUCACUCAGUGGAAAGUGCUCAAGAUCUUCCAAAACAACCACAAGGUUUGAACUUGCUUAUUAUGAAGAAUAUUAAAGAUAUUAAAUUGAAAGGCUUUGAUAAGGUAAAGUACCUUUUUAAGUUAUCCGUUGCUUCUUCAUUGAUGUUGGAAUUUUUGACAAUUGAGAAAUGUCCUGGACUUGAGCACAUUAUAAACACUAAUGAUGAAUAUGACAAAGAGAAUUUGAAUGCUAUCUUCCCAAACUUAAGACACUUCUCAGUACGUGAUUGUGGCCAAUUGGAAUAUAUGCUUGGCCAAUAUCCCGUAGCUAAUCAGGAUUAUAAGGAGAUUCAUAUUCAUUUCCCGGCACUGGAAACACUCUCUCUUCAUAACCUACCAAAUUUUGUUAGCUUUUGUGCUACUAACAAUCUCUCUGUGACAUGGCCAUCUUUGAAGAAGCUUGUGUGUGAUGGAUGUUCCUAUCCUUUUAAUGAUUCUAUUAGUUGUUUGACAGUUCCUAUGGAUUCAAGAGAGCCUAUUAGCACAAGUAGGAAGGAUCCAAAAGGGAUUCAGACCAAUUUCCUCACUUUGCAAACUCUACACAUAACGAAUGCUGAAGUAGAAGAUGUUUUUUGUCUUAAUGGACAUCGAAUGAUUGGACAACAAGUGAGUUUAAGGUUAGAAAAUUUGCUGUUGCGAAAUCUACCUCAAAUGACUUAUAUUUGGCUGGCUUCCAAGAAUUCAGUUACCCUCCAACAUCUUAUCAGAUUAGAAAUAGUGGGAUGUGCAAAAUUGGAAGUAAUCUUCCCUCCCUCUAUUUUAAGAAGCUUACCAGAGUUGGAGUCCCUUGACAUAAGAGAAUGCAUGGAAUUAAAGCAGAUCAUGGAAGAGGACGCGGACAAUAAAAAAUUGUCCAAUCUUCUUUCUACACAGCCAUGCUUCCCAAAACUAGUAAGGUUGUUCGUUGCGGAAUGCCACAAAUUGAAACGUUUGUUAUCUUCAUCUAAUGAUCUUCCUAACCUGAAGUUUUUAACUAUAAAUGGAGCCUCUGAACUCGAAGAGAUUAUUGGAUGUGAACAAGGGGCUUCAAAUAAUUAUUUUAGCUUCCCAAAUCUUAAAAAAUUAGAAAUAAUUGGAUGUACAAAAUUGGAAGUGAUCUUUCCAAAGUUUGUUUUAAGAUGCCUACCAGAGUUGAAUUGUCUGGAGAUAAAAGAAUGCAAAGAAUUAAGACAAAUCAUCGAAGAGGAUGUGGGGGAUAAAAAGUUGUCUAAUCUUCUUUCUCCUCAACCAUGCUUCCCAGGACUAGAAGCGUUGCUUGUUGAACAAUGCCACAAGUUGAAAAGAUUUUUCUCUGGAUCUGCAUCUAAUGACCUUCACAAUCUACGACUUUUGAUCAUAAGUGGAGCGUCUGAACUGGAAGAGCUUAUUGGAGGUGACGAGAAAGGAAAGACUAAAGUCGAGCUUCCAAGACUGAAACUUAUAAUAUUUAUGCAUCUUCCAAACUUUCUCCAAGAGAUUGAAUUGUUGAGUGUGAAGAAUUGCAUUGUCAACGAAUGUCCAAAACUCUCAUUGACUUCAACAACUACUCUUGUGAAGCUCCGUGAAAAAUUUCCUUAUAAAGAUUUCGAAAACACUGAACUACGACGGUGGUACUUCGACGAGUUGAUUAGAAACUUAGAUAAAGAUUCUAGCACUGAGUUGCCUUCAUCGCAGAUUAAUGAAAAACCAAAGAUGGAAUUCAUUGAGAAAGAUCCUGGUUCAGAGGUAUUGGGUACUACAACUUCAACGGAUUCAAAGCAUAACGAAAGGCCAUCCCUUAGUCCCUUGGAUAUUUGUCAACACGAAACACAUUCACAGGAGAUUGGGGAAUUAGGAAAUGAGAACAUUAAAGAGGGGCCUGCAGCAGAGGGAGCUAAGACAAAAUCUUUGUCAGCUGGUGUUGAAGACAUUAGCUUCAGAGAUGGUGCUGCAACUUAUAUCGAAUCUAGUGGCCUGGACAUACUUGCACAUGAUUCUAAGGUUGUUGAACAAGAUGAUAAGAUGAAUGAAGGCACGACAAGGGUAAUGCCAAGCCAAGAAAUCCAAGUACAAGAAGGGUUGAACUUAUUGGGUAAACAACGGGGAAUAGAGACUGUUUCUAACAACAUCAUUGAUACUUCUCCAGCUUCUAAAGAUAUCCGUACAAGAUUGGGAGCAUAUAAACAAUUUGUUGAUCUGGAUGAUACACAAAUUGCUCUGCUGGUAGAGGCAAUAACAACAUAUCCUCAUCUUUGGAAUGCUUGUGAAAAGUUUAGUGAGCGCUUUCAAGCUUGGAGGUUGAAAAUUUUGGCAGAUAUGUUGUGUUUCCUUCAUAAUGAAAUUGUCGAUAGUGUUAUUCCUCAAAAAGAAAAAAAGUUCCAUAAACUAUGCGAUGAAGCUAUUGAAAUUGGAUUUGAGUGUUCGUGGGUAGAUGAAAUGCGUCAACGUGUUGUGGCUAGGGAUCCUGAGCUGGGAGAGGACAUUGCACAGGGACAAAUAGAUGAGAAUUGUAAAAGGUCUAGUGGUGCAGAUAUGGUACCAUAUUCCCAGGUUGUUGAACAAGUUGAUGUGUGCAAUGAAAACAGGAUCGAAACUUCUCCAUACCUAAAGAUCCAGAAUGUUAACAGUAACUUCCAAGAAGGUUCUAACUUGAUUGAUAAAGAAGGUGAGAUUGGUGAUGUUUCUAAUGACUGCAUUGUGGCUCUGAGACAUGAAGAACCAGUGAAGGAGUAUGGUGCAAAAGCUUCCACUUCAGAAAUACCAAGGAUAGACACUUUAUUAAAAAACUCACAACCAGUUGAUGGGCCAUCUACAAGUUAUUUGAAUAUUCCUCUACGUGAAACACACUCAAAUGGGUUGCUGGACAAACAAUGGGGUAAUGAACCGUGUUUGAUGAACCAUCAAAAGCCACUUGGAGAAAUUAAUAUUAAACGAGUUGCUGUAGGUGAAACCAUAGCAAAGAACACCAAUAUGGCAGCUUCAUCAGUGCAUUCCGAAUCACAUCCACAUAGUGAAAGUGAAGGUCAUCCUAAAAUUGUUCAAGGCUUUGGGGACAAUGAUAUCAUUAGGUUAUUUUCAUCUCUGACUGUGGGAGAGGGUGAAGAUAACCGAGUUGGAAAGACCCUUGUCGAUCUAGAAAAGUAUCUGAAGAUGUCUCUGAAGGACAUAGUUAGCUCUGAGACUAACACCCUUCACGUUUUGACUGCUCUUAAAUUUCUGUCCAACCUUCCUUUUAAGGAUGUAACACUAUCAGAUGGACUGAAAGAUGUUAUAGACUCUAUGCACCAAGAGUUCCCAAGCAUUAUACGUUCCUUCAAACAAGGCUUUGCUACUACUGACAAGUUUACUGUACUUGAAACUCGUCAGAAUGAGGUGGCCAUUACUCUCUUUUCCAAAAUUUCUGAGGCAGGGCAUUUCAUGGAUGAAGCUAAACAGAAGGAAAUAAUUUUGAAGGAACAAGUGAUUAGGUUGAAGGAAGAAAUAAAAGUUUGCGAGGCUGCCUUAUCAUCCCUUGAAGAAGAAAAAAAUAAAUGCAUUACGGAAACCGUAGGAUACAAAAAGGAACUUGAAAAUGUGAGGAAAGACAAAUCUCAAACAGUGGAAGAUCAAAGGAAAGUUCGACAAGAAUUGUUUGAGGUGGCUUAUAAAUGGUCGGUUUUAUGUAGUCAGUUUGAGCAAAAUCUCGUGCCUGCUAGAAAUCCCUCGUGA